Caenorhabditis briggsae is the source of this 285-nucleotide messenger RNA. The record is from RefSeq and is a predicted model, not a curated record. Bases 1 to 285 code for a protein of 94 amino acids. The transcript has 4 exons. NCBI's taxonomy places the organism in Eukaryota, Metazoa, Nematoda, Chromadorea, Rhabditida, Rhabditidae.
AUGAUUCUAAUCUUCAUUUCCAUUCUAUACAUUCUUGGAGGAGUCGACGCGCAACAAAAUUGUGCGCGGUGCGUCGAUUAUAAGAACUUAUCCUUACCAUCUGGUUCGAGCUCUCCUGAAGUGGAACUCGUGGUUAAUAUUUUUUUCCUUGACAAUGGUUGCAAAAUAACAAACUUCAAGUGCGUGGUCGUGAAGACAGAAUGCACUGCUGCAGCUUACAUGACUUCGAGAAGCACUGGUGCAGAACCUUCUGCCCUACUGAUGGUGGUGGUGAGGACCCUGUAG